Triticum urartu is the source of this 2172-nucleotide messenger RNA. NCBI's taxonomy places the organism in Eukaryota, Viridiplantae, Streptophyta, Magnoliopsida, Poales, Poaceae. The record is from RefSeq and is a predicted model, not a curated record.
GGACCAAACAAAAUCCACGAGCACACAGCCACACCUCGCUCACCACCGUUCAGACUACGGAGCGAAGAGGGCUCCCGGAAUCUCGGCGGCGGCGGCGGCGGCGGAGGCGGCAUUGGUCCCUGGCGCCUCCGGCAUACGCAGCCUAUCAGGAACAGACCGGCUCCCAAGUUCGUCGGCGGCGGCGUCGUCGUCGGCAGCGGCGGCGGCGGCAGUCGCUGGAACAUCGAGCUAGGUGACGGGGCUGUAUCGGGACCGGUGAGGACGACGGCAGCUAGGCCACCGACUUUCGGCAAUUCUCAGACAUGGCAUCAUCCACUGAUACAGAUAUGCUGGAAGAGCAUGUGCCCGUCAAGACAACUACUGUUCAAGUGAAAUGGUGUGGCAAUGAUUAUGAUGUGGUGGUACAAUCUGAUGCCGAUGUUGGAGAGCUAAAGCGACGUGUCGAACACGAUACGGAACUUCCUUUCAAGAGGCAAAGACAUAUAAACACUCAGACAAAUGAUGAAUUGGCUGAUAAUUAUCGUGUUUCUCUGUUGGACAGUCCACCCACGACGUUUCUCAUUGGGUUGAACAAACCGGACCUUCCACUCUACUCGCGGUAUUUUUCUUAUGACAACACAAACCGCAGCUGCUCUGUCAAGGCCAUUAAGCUAGGGAAGAAAAAAGACUUCGUUUCUGAUUUUCAUGAGGUGCCUACUGCCUUCUUCAGAGGAACCUACACUGUAGGGAGUUUCACCACUGAUUGCCUCUUGAAGUGGUAUGAUGCUAAAGACAAACACAAAGUUCUUUCUUCGCUCCGACUGAUGAGCACCUGGAGGCACCCAAAUGUGGUGGUGUUGCAGAAUAUCUACAAGUUGCACCCAGAUUAUCGUCUUAUAAUAUCCACCAGCUCUUUUGAUGGUACCUUAAAUGGAUGGCUCAAGCAUGGUGAAAAGAACAAGAUUGAAGAGAACAGGAUUUUAAAUAUGGAUGGAAAAUUCACCCCUGUUUUCAGCAGAAUCACACUAGAUCUACUUGAUAUCUUGGACAAGAUGAUUAGACGUAAGAUGUGUCCGAAAGACCUUACAGUUGACAACCUAUAUCUGAAGACUGUGAAUGGUCAACCUCAACUUAAAGUAUUCUUCGAUGAUGUUGAGGAUCUCAGGGAUAAGACUCAAAAGUAUAUGGAAAAACUAUAUGUGAAACUAUGUGCGGAGAUAAAGAAAAUUAUGACAGCCGACGUUUUGAUACAAAUGCACACAGGGACCAGGGCGUACUGUGAUUUCAUUGAGAAACAUGGUCCUGACUUCAUUGGCAAAAAUUUGGCAAAAGUUGCCAAGUUUUAUCCCAUUGAGUGGGAUGAUGAAGACAAGAGCAAGUAUCUCAUUGACAUAUUCUCAUCAACUCGAGAUUGUAGUGCGGCUCUUAAUGCUUGUGGAAUAAGAUGGCCAAGAAAUGAGUCUGAAGAUGACAUGUGUCAGGAGCUGAAAACACUAAAAGAAAUGAUGGAAAGAGCGAACAUAGAUAACAACAAAAGGAAGGCGGCGCUGAAACUUCAAGGAGCCGAGGGUAGAGCUGCGGCCAACAAGAUCAGGGAAUACAUAUGGAACUGUGAUAUUGACUAUCCAAAUGAUCUUGUCAGGCUCGUGAGGAACCUAUGGAAGCAUUUCUCCACGUACCCUCACUACAUUAAGACGCACCUUGGGGGUAGCCAAAGUGCUGUUUUGCGCAAGUUCGAGCAGUGGUGCCCUGAUGCCUGGACGUUGAUCUACAACACCGUGGGCCAACCAUGAAGCAAGGAGACUGGUGGUGGUGGAGGCAGCCAAGGAGAUUGCAAGCAAGGAGGCUGAAGCAACGUUUUUGGGAAUUCAGUAGCAUGCAUGGAAGUGACGAGAGCAAUGGGUAUUUUUUGACGGUGCAAAACACUGGUUGGUAAACUGCGCGUAAGAAACCAAACGAAAGAUUUGGCGGUGCAAAACACCUGAUCUUUUUUGUAAGAUGAAAAACUGCGCUGGAAGUGUAAUUUUUUGGAUAGGAGCGCUGGAAGUGUGCGUGCGUAUGAGACCAAAAUAGAAGAUUUGGCUGAAUACCGCGCCAGCCCAGCUGGAAGUGUUUGAGACCAAACGGAUGAUUUGGCAGCCGGAUUCUGUAAACAAAUGCUACGAGUAGGAACCAAAAACAUGGAUUUGGUCU